AUGUAUACUAAAAAUAUCAGUCAUGGAAGAAAAAAAAACUCUCUACAACUCAUUAUAGAUGACCUAUCCUUCAGAAAGCCUACAAAUCAGACACAUGGGUAUGACGCCGGAUACACGGUUGAUGGAAACCACUCUACAUGUAUGGACACAGUGAAUGGAUUCCCAGUCACGUGGUAUUUGGAUUUACAAGAGGUCAAAAGUAUUGCCAAAAUAUGGAUUUUCUACAAGACCUCUGCUGUAAACGGACGUUUUGUUUACAAUUAUAAGAUGUAUCUGUCAAACACCACUCGAUGGAUAGAUGGUUUUCCCUGCAUCAGUGACCCUGGACCAAGUGCUGCGCUACCAGGAACAGUAAAAGAUUGCCCAACGAUUGCCCGAUACGUGAUAUUCCAUAACACAAAAGAGUCUGAUAGCAGUUUAAAUUUUUCCAGCGUUUGCGAUGUGAAAGUAGAAGGAUGCCAGAAGAAUGGCGUGUUCGGUUCUUACUGUGACAAACCACCCCAUCCGAUACUUAUUAGCUGA
Molecule: messenger RNA, 522 nt
Organism: Saccostrea cuccullata (small rock oyster)
Lineage: Eukaryota; Metazoa; Mollusca; Bivalvia; Ostreida; Ostreidae
Exons: 3
Coding region: 1-522 (173 amino acids)
Source: RefSeq, a predicted model, not a curated record